CAAACAAUGUAUCAUCAUCAUCAUCAUCAUCCACAAAAUCAUAAUUCACAUCCACAUUCAAUAAUUUCAUCAACACAUGGUGUCAGUGUUGGACCACCAGUUCCUUCUCAUCAUCAUUCACAUCAUCAUCAACAGCAGCAACAAUUACAACAUUCAAAUCAUCAUUUAAUGAUGAUGGAUCCUCAUCAUCCACAUCAUCAUCAUCAUCAUAUUCUAUCUACAGCAAAUCCAUAUGGUGGUCAUUUUACAAAUGGUGAUUUAGCUAUCGUAGUCCAACAACAACAACAACAACAACAACAACAGCAACAUUCAAAUUUGCCAUUAUGUCUUGAUAAUGGUGGUGGUGGUCGAACUAAUCAUCUAUCAUUGAAUGCAUCACCACCAAAUCAACAGCAACAAUUAUUGUAUCCAACAACCACCCAUACACCACCACCACCACAUACACCUAAUCCACAACAUCAACCACAAUCAUCACCAGUAUCAUCAAUUCAUUAUGGUAAUAAUGGUAAUAGUAGUGGUCAACCAUAUCCUCGAUUUCCGCCCUAUGAUUGUAUUAAAACUGAACCACAACAGCUGAUUAAACAUUCUGAUACACCCACCGGAUCUGUUUCAAAUAAUAAUAACAAUAAUUCGAUAACACAAACAAAUAGUCAGCCAAAUGAUCCAACUAGUCCAUUCUAUCCAAAUAAUACAUCAACACCAAAUGCUAAUGCUAAUAAUAAUUCAGCAACAACACCAACUUCCUGUUCGAAUAGUCAACAACAACAACAACAAGCACAGAUUCCAUCAUUAGCUGCUACAGCACCACCACCAUCAUCAUAUGAUUGUAGUGGUCGUGGUUCAAUAACACCACCAUCAUUAGAUGGUUCAAAUGGUGGUUUCGGUAGCUGUAAAAUAUUAAGCGAUGGUAGUAUAACACCAUUAGGACCUAAUUCAUCACCAUCACCAAAUUCAUCAUUACAUCUUCAUCAUCAGCAACAAAUUUAUGGAAUUGAUAAUAAUGGUGGUGGUCAUUCAUUAGGAGCCGCUGGUUCGCCGGGACAACAAUCACGAUCAGCAAUUUCAUCACCAAUUUAUCCAUGGAUGCGAUCACAGUUUGAACGGAAACGAGGACGACAAACAUAUACCCGAUAUCAGACAUUAGAAUUGGAAAAAGAAUUCCAUUUUAAUCGUUAUCUAACACGAAGACGACGUAUUGAAAUUGCACAUUCAUUAUGUUUAACGGAACGACAAAUAAAAAUUUGGUUCCAGAAUCGUCGUAUGAAAUGGAAAAAAGAGAAUAAAACAAAAAUUGAUCAUCAAAAUCAACAAGGAAUACCGAUCGGUACUGGUGGUGGACCACCAGGUUCAAAUGGUAGUGUUGUUGGUGGUGGAUCAUGUAUGGAUCUAAAUCAUAUUGAUAAUGGACAUCGAGGCUAAUAAUCACAUGCACACACACAUAUACUAACAAUUUACUCAAUCAAUCAAUCAAUCGAUUAAAAUGAAUAUAAAAUGAGAACCUUACUCAGGUCAGUUAUUUACACACACACACACACACAUCAACAACCGCUAUCUCACUAUAUGUCAUUUAUACGUAAAAAAUUCAUUUAUAAUAAAUCCUAUGAUUCGACCUCAUUUACAUACACACACACACACACACACAAUUUUUGUCUCUUAAACUUGGCAUUUUUUGGCGCUAAACAACAACAAAUAUUCUUGACAAGAAUAGCGAAUACACACACACACACGUAUUGUAAAUAUCAAACAACAACAACGAUGAACAUUAAUUAGAAAUCGAAUUCAAUUCAAGAUAGAUAACAAGAGAUGUGUGUCCAUUUUUUUUUUGUUUGUUUCAUUAUUCAAAUUCAAUUUUUUUCCCCAAUUUUAAAGUGGGAUAUAUAUAUAUAGUGCACACAUUAUGAUAAUUUCAAAAAAAAAUUUUUUUGCACGCCCACAUUAUUUAUUCACACCCAAAUGAUGAUGAUUUUUUUUUCAUAAUUAAUAUAUAUACCUGAUAACAUAUUCAACAACAAACAAACAAACAAACAAACAAUAUACGUAUCUCAAAAUACACAACAUUUUACGAACAAUUUACGAAUUUACCUGUUGUGUUGAUUUUUUUUUCUGGCAUUCAUCCUUGAAACUUUUUUUUUGCAUACUCACACACACACACACACACGUAAAUUUUUGGUCCUUGAGGCAAAAUAAUUCACAAAAUAUAAAUAUAGAUAGAUAGAUAGAUGAGAGAGAGAAAAAAAACGGUUCAAUCCAUGAAACGGUUUUUUUCCGAUGAAAUAAAUUGGAAAUUUUUUCGAAACGAAGAAAAUGAUAACCCACACACACAGGCACACCAUGUUUUGGGCCCCGUAUAAUAAUCUUAAAAUUCGUGCACAAACGCUGCUUCAUUUUUGGGCCUCGUGUUAAAGCGGCUAGUCUAAAAUUAGAAAAUCUCUUUUAUUAUUAUUAUUAUUAUUAUUGAAGGUUUUAGGGUAACAAAAAAAAAUUAUUUGGCCAAAAUUUACCUUUGGGUGAAAUUUUUUUUUUAACUGAUAAUUUUUCGGUUCACUUUAAAUAUUCACAACAUACACACACAUAAACUUUAGGUGCAAUCUGCUCUUGAUUUUCAAUUUCCCUUACCUUAUUCAUUAUCACAUUUAGUUAUCACACAAAGUCAAAAUGUUUUUCUUUUUGUUUCGUUUACCUGGAAAUUUUUCAAAAAAAAAGAUACACACACACACAGAGAGAGAGACCAUAGGAAAAAACACACACCAAGAACUAGAACAGUAAAAAAUCAAUCAAUAUGACCAUUUGAUGGCAAACAAAACGUUGUGUGUGUGUGUCAUCAUGAUGAAAGUUUAAAAUAUUUUCAAGUUUUUCAAUAAAUUUGAUUGAAAAAAAAAAUUUGAAACAUUGAUCUGCAAACAUAUCAGCCAAUUUUUCACUCACUAAAAAUUGAUUCAUCAUCAAGUCAUUGAUGAUUCAUUUUAUGUUUCGUUUGUGUGUGUGUG
This is a messenger RNA of Dermatophagoides farinae (American house dust mite), 2987 nucleotides long. NCBI's taxonomy places the organism in Eukaryota, Metazoa, Arthropoda, Arachnida, Sarcoptiformes, Pyroglyphidae. The record is from RefSeq and is a predicted model, not a curated record.